GAUUGGUUUUCUACAUGUUAUGCCUAUUGAAAACAUAUUGCAAUUUCUUAUGUAAUUGGUGAAACUUGAAUAAGCAGGAGUAUUUUUAGGUUAUAUUUUUCUGGUGGUAAAGUAAAAUGUUGACAAUGUUUAAGGAAGUUAACAAAGAUUUAUUGCCUAUGAAGGGGCAUUAUUUCUUUUGGAAUGCAGGAACUGGCUCGGUCGUAACAUUUCUCUCAACCUAUGCUAAACAGUUGGGUUUUUCCAGUGUUAUUGUGGGUACAAUUUACACAAUACUACCAAUAUGUGGUAUGAUAGCCAAACCUUUGAUGGGGGCCAUAGCUGAUCGUUUUCAUUGCCAGAAAAAAAUAUUUUUAAUUUUCCAACUGCUAACGGCUAUUGCCUUCUUGUCUAUAUUUUACGCUCCUGAAAUUCCUCUUGAUAGACAAGUACACCUGUCCUGUGAUAGUGCUAUUGCAUUUAAUACUUAUAAUAUUAGUAUAGAUAGUUCCCUUAUAAAGCAGCUACAAAGUUCAGGGGUUGCUACAUGUAAUAUGGAUUGUGUGUCCAGUCCAAGAUUUCUGGAAUCGUUCUGUAACUAUAAUUACUGCAACAUAUCGGGCGAUACGAAAAACCUAAAUUUCGAAGCGUAUGUGCCGAAAUCUUUAACAAUUUUGGCUUCGGGGGACGCCUAUUUCAGAAUAUCCAAUAUUUCCGUGCAAGGCAGUCCUGUCUUCGCCCCAAAAUGCGAUAAAUUGGUGACCUCGACGUGCAAUAUAUUCUGUAACGAUUUUACUUUGAACGAAGUCCUAACCAAGAACACCAUACAGGAUAGCGAGGUUUUCAAGUUCUAUGAGUUUUGGGUGUUUCUGAUGAUGAUGAUUUGCGCGUGGGUUGGACAAGCCAUCGUCGUCAGCAUUGGAGAUGCCAUUUGCUUUGAAAUGUUGGGUGAUAGACCUGAAAGGUAUGGCCACCAAAGGUGUUUUGGAUCACUGGGAUGGGGUAUAAUAUCGAUACUAGUCGGAUUCAUAAUAGACGCAACCAGCGAGGGUUCGGCCAUUAAGAAUUACGUUUGGGCUUUCUACUUGUCAACUGUAUUUCUCUUACUGGAUUUCGGUGUAUCCUAUAGACUACCAUACACUCAGAAAAAACGGUCGCCUAGCAUACUCAAAGACGUCGCCAAACUCCUCAUGGACGUCAGGAUUUUCGUGUUCUUGCUGUGGUGCGUUUUCGUCGGUCUUUGCACGUCUCUGGUGUGGAACUUCCUGUUCUGGCUCAUCGAAGAUUUAGCCAAAGCCCAGGACAUGCAAUCCAACGUGAAAACCUUGGAAGGCCUCGUGUCCGCCAUACAGUGCCUACUCGGGGAGUUGCCGCUGUUCUUCCUCUCGGGCGCCAUCUUGAAGAGGAUCGGCCACGUGCACGCCAUGAGCUUGGUGCUUUUGAUUUUGGGCUUGCGGUUCAUACUGUACUCCGUCAUCCCCAACCCGUGGUGGUUUCUACCCAUAGAGUUGAGCAACGGUUUGACUUUCGGGUUGUUUUACUCCACCAUGGCUUCCUACGCCAGCAUAGUGGCGCCACCUGGCACCGAAGCCACCAUGCAGGGCAUGGUGGGGGCGGUUUUCGAGGGCGUGGGCGUGUCUCUGGGCAGCUUCGUGGCCGGGAUCCUGUUCAAGGAGCACGGCGGCGCGAUGUGCUUCAGGAUGUUCGGGAUAGGUUCGCUCGUCGCGUGUUUGCUGCACGCGUCCGUUCAGUUUUUGUUGUCGCGAAAAGAUUAUGAAACCAAAUAUGCGCAUCCUACCGAAGGAUUGGCACCACUGGAAGAAGAGGACGUCCAGGAGAUGACUUACGUGUAUGCGUAACUAAAAAAUUAAUUGAUAUUGAUUUGGUUCCUCUAUGCAACGUUUUUGUGAAUUUAGGAAAUUUUUAUUUAUUUUAUUUAGUAGAAUCUUUUUUUGUUUGUUACAAUCGUAUUUUAUCUCAAAUUUAUGUUUUGUUAUAUUUUUUAAUUUGCUCAAUUACAAUUAAUUAAUUUACUCGAAUAUAGUAUAAAACUUUCCCAACAAUAAAAUCAUCUUACCGCACUGAAAGAUGAACACAACACUUAAAAUUCAACCUCGAUUACUAUAAAUUAAUAAAGAUUGCCUUAACUGAUUGUAAUGUGCUUUAAAUUUAAAUUCGUAAUUCCUUUAUAAUUAUUGUGAUAACGUAUUUGAAUAGUCGGUUGCUAUUGUAAUUUUUAUCAGGGUAAUGAUAUCCAGAUUUUAUGGUUUUUUUUAUUUACGAAGUAUUUGGAAAUCUGGUUUCAA
This is a messenger RNA of Brassicogethes aeneus, 2285 nucleotides long. NCBI's taxonomy places the organism in Eukaryota, Metazoa, Arthropoda, Insecta, Coleoptera, Nitidulidae. The record is from the annotation of a GenBank genome assembly.